Molecule: messenger RNA, 504 nt
Organism: Trichoderma breve
Lineage: Eukaryota; Fungi; Ascomycota; Sordariomycetes; Hypocreales; Hypocreaceae
Exons: 1
Coding region: 1-504 (167 amino acids)
Source: RefSeq, a predicted model, not a curated record
AUGCCAAAGAAAACGGACGACUGCUCUACUUGGACUACCCAAUUCACACCGAAAUCAUCUGAACCAACCAUUGUCAAUGACCUCUGGGAUGGUCGCCGAUAUACAGUACCUUGGUCGGGGAGCAAAUACAACAUCUUCAUAAAUGAAACCAACCAAGCGAUUUGCUCAGAUGAGGAGGGCAGGCUCUACGUUGAGGAUAUCAAAAUUGACCAAAACAAGCAGUAUACAUGGCUAUGUGUCGAGAAGAAUGGGUAUUUUGGCUUUGUUAAUACCGACACCGGCAAAUUCAUGGGUCAUAACAAUGCCAACAAAAUGCGCUCAACAGCAGUCAACCAGCAAGCCUGGGAAUUCAUGACGGUGAGAAAACAUCCACAGGCAGGCUACGAAUUACUCAUGCCAUACUGGUGGCACACUCUGAAGAAAGUUUGCGUUUUAAAGGGCUCCAACGAUGUGGUGUUGCAGCAGCAUGUAACAACUCUAUGGCAGUUUGUUAAGGUGGAUUAA